Molecule: messenger RNA, 993 nt
Organism: Oppiella nova
Lineage: Eukaryota; Metazoa; Arthropoda; Arachnida; Sarcoptiformes; Oppiidae
Source: the annotation of a GenBank genome assembly
AUGUCUUCGAUGUCUUCGUUCGGUCGCCGCAAACAGAGCCGCGAGAGUCCCAUCAGUUUCGUGCAAAUCGAUGGACUCGUCAUCCUGAAGAUCAUCAAACACUGUCACGAAGAGGGCAGCGGUUCCGGUGAAGUCCAGGGAGUGCUGUUGGGUCUCGUGGUGGACAAUAAGCUUGAGAUCACGAAUUGCUUCCCAUUUCCGCGUAAUACCGAAGAGGACGAGACCGACGAAAGUACGAACCUGGAAUACCAGUGCGUUAUGAUGAGACACCUGAGGAAUGUGAAUGUGGAUCACCUGCACGUGGGAUGGUAUCAGACAAACCCAUACGGCAGUCAAAUCAGUAAACUCGAGACCAUUGACUCGCAAUACAUGUAUCAGUCGGCCAUCGAGGAGUCGGUGGUACUCUUCUACGAUCCCAUCCGUACUUCGCGUGGAUUCCUGUCCUUAAAGGCGUAUCGCUUGACAAACGUUGCGAUGAAGUUAUGCAAAGAGGGAGAGUUCACUGCAGACACUCUGAGGAAUAAUCACAUGUCGUUCGACAAGUUCUUCGAAGAGAUUCCGGUAGUGAUAAAGAACUCACAUCUCAUAAACGCAUUGCUGUGCGAAUUGGACGAAGAGGUGGCCGUCGACUGCGGCAAACAAUUGCUAGAUAUGGGAGGCUUCGGGGUCUUAGAGAAGACAUUGCAGUCGCAGAUGAAAUGCGUGGAAGAAGUGAGUAAACACUGCAAUCACUUGAGACAACAGACGGCUAAACAGCAACACGUGGCCAAAGACAACGCUAUGAGAGCACAGAGAGGGGAACCGGCGCUCACUGAGGACGAGGUGAACAAAAUCCUCAAACCGUUGGCUCCGUUGCAACGGCUGGAAUCGCUCCUCAAUUACAGCCAAACACUGAACUAUUGUCAACAGUCGGCCUCUUAUUCCACGCAAAAUAUCUCCAAACUAUUUAUGGCUAAAGCCUUGCAAUCAAACUCUGCCGCGACCGACAAAUGA